This is a messenger RNA of Carassius carassius (crucian carp), 780 nucleotides long. RefSeq names its product high mobility group nucleosome binding domain 6 (gene hmgn6). Gene Ontology annotation, molecular function: nucleosomal DNA binding. Bases 158 to 382 code for a protein of 74 amino acids. Gene Ontology annotation, biological process: chromatin organization. Lineage: Eukaryota; Metazoa; Chordata; Actinopteri; Cypriniformes; Cyprinidae. The record is from RefSeq and is a predicted model, not a curated record. The transcript is spliced from 6 exons. Gene Ontology annotation, cellular component: nucleus; chromatin.
AGGCGUCAGUCAAGCUUAAGCCACGACCCUUAACCCGUUCAGUCACUUGCUGUAAUGCUCCUCCGUGUUUACUGCUGAGCAGAGCACGUAUAUGCGGAGUUUUCUUCUAAAGCAGCUGUUUUUCCCUUGUGUUUCACAGUCUCUUUAGGAAUCAAACAUGCCUAAAAGAAAGAAAGCAGACAGGGAUGCCAAGGAUGAGCCUCAGAGGAGAUCUGCACGGUUAUCAGCUAGACCAGCUUAUGUGAAGGCUGAACCCAAACCAAAAAAGACAGCUAAGAAAGACAAAGCUGCCAAUGUCAAAAAAGAGGAUAAAAAGAGCAAGGUGAAGGCCAAGGAGAGCUCUGAGUCUGCAGCCAGCGAGGAGAACCACUCAGAGAACUGAGAGGACAAGACCAACGCGGUCACAAAGACUCAAAAACAUGCGAAGGAAGUGAAAUCUGAGUAGCACUAUUGCCUCCCAUCAACACUGUCAUCACAGCUCCUCAUCACUCCUAGUGUUGUGUCAUUGUCCAAUCUCCAAGGCAUAUCGUUCACAGAGAAAUAUUUUUAUCAAUGGUUUUAUAAGUAUCAGCACAGGUUUUUUAGCACAAAAUUAAGCUAAAUGCUGAGCACCCUGUAGAUCUGCAGCGAUUGUUUCUGCGAGGACGCCACACUAAAGGUGUUUUUAAAUGCCAUUUAUUGUUAAUGAUAACUUAUUUGGUCUAGAAAAAUCAUACCUGCCUCUAGAGUUUGGAGUGUUUUCUUAAAGUGUUUCUACAUUCUCUUUAUCCUCCGUCCUCA